Molecule: messenger RNA, 2146 nt
Organism: Rhinopithecus roxellana (golden snub-nosed monkey)
Lineage: Eukaryota; Metazoa; Chordata; Mammalia; Primates; Cercopithecidae
Gene: RELL2
Product: RELT like 2
Exons: 8
Coding region: 849-1760 (303 amino acids)
Biological process (GO): positive regulation of p38MAPK cascade; positive regulation of cell-substrate adhesion
Source: RefSeq, a predicted model, not a curated record
GAGCUCCGCCCCUCGCCUGGCUCCGCUCUCCCGGGAGCUGGGGCUUUGAGCGUCCCGGGUUGGGCGGGGAACUGGUAGCAUCGCUCCUAGGAUGCGAGGGCCAUUUCUCUCCAGCCGGGGGUUAGAUCCUCGGGAAGCUGAGCCAUCCCAUCCAACCGCUUGCCCCAAACCGGGCGCAGGCCGUGGUCACUUCUCUAGGAAGCUCGGAAGAUCCCGCCACUCCGUCCCUCAAAGGUGCGGAAAGCCGGCUUCCCCCAGCCCUCGGGGAAGAUUCCUGACUCUUCGCUUGGUCGAGGCAUCUGAGGGCAGGAGCUAAGCCAGGCGUACCGGAUAGACCAGUGGACAACACCCACGCCGGACCUCCUGUCCCCCACCCGGACCUAGACUCGGCUCCACACAUUGCCCCGGGGGGGCCAGGCGCAGUCACGCGCGCGCAGAGCUCACGCUCUCCGCCCCGCACACCUGUGCUCCGCCUCCUGGUCCUGGGCCCGCGACGGGCGAAGGCAUUUGGGAAGCCAGGACAGCUGCGGAGGCGAUCUGCCUGACCCAGGGCCGGAGUUGCCCGGAGCCUGCCGCCGCUCUCAGUCAGCCCGCAUCCUUCUCUGUCCUUCCCUCCCCCCGCCUGCCACGGCGCGGGUGUCCGCAGCCACAGCCCGGGGCCGGUGAGGCGGCGAAGGGGGAGGGGAGGAAUCAAGGGAUGAGCGCCGGAAGGGCGUCGGGGGCCCCGAGCCGCACUAGGACGCCCCUGGAGCCGGAACCUGAGCGGAAGCCGGAACCAGAACCAAAUCACCGCUGCAGCCCCCUAAACCCAGGAGGCGCCCUGGCCCGCGCUCGCCCCCCAGGGCCUCAUGUCGGAACCACAGCCUGACCUGGAACCGCCCCAACAUGGGCUGUAUAUGCUCUUCCUGCUUGUGCUGGUCUUCUUCCUCAUGGGCCUGGUAGGUUUCAUGAUCUGCCACGUGCUCAAGAAGAAGGGCUACCGCUGCCGCACGUCGAGGGGCUCCGAGCCUGACGAUGCCCAGCUUCAGCCCCCUGAGGACGAUGACAUGAAUGAGGACACAGUAGAGAGGAUUGUUCGCUGCAUCAUCCAAAAUGAAGCCAAUGCUGAGGCCUUGAAGGAGAUGCUGGGGGACAGUGAAGGAGAAGGGACAGUGCAGCUGUCCAGUGUGGAUGCCACCUCCAGCCUGCAGGACGGAGCCCCCUCCCAUCAUCACACAGUGCACCUGGGCUCUGCAGCCCCUUGCAUCCAUUGCAGCCGCAGCAAGAGGCCUCCACUUGUCCGUCAGGGACGCUCCAAGGAAGGAAAAAGCCGCCCCCGGACAGGGGAGACCACUGUGUUCUCUGUGGGCAGGUUCCGGGUGACACACAUUGAGAAGCGCUAUGGACUGCAUGAACACCGUGAUGGCUCCCCCACGGACAGGAGCUGGGGCUCUGGUGGGGGACAGGACCCAGGGAGUGGUCAGGGGUCUGGGGGAGGGCAGCCCAAGGCAGGGAUGCCUGCCAUGGAGAGGCUGCCCCCUGAGAGACCACAGCCCCAGGUCCUAGCCAGCCCCCCAGUACAGAAUGGAGGACUCAGGGACAGCAGCCUAGCCCCUUGUGCACUUGAAGGGAACCCCAGAGCUUCUGCAGAGCCAACACUGAGGGACAGAGGGAGAGGCCCAAGCCCAGGGCUGCCCAUUCAAGAGGCAAAUGGGCAGCAAAGCAAACCGGACACUUCCGAUCACCAGGUGACUCUACCACGGGGAGCAGGGGGUAUGUGAGUCUCCUUCUUCAUUGUGCUGAUGGACUACCAGCUGGCAGGGCUAGGGUGUGGGUGGGCGUGAAGGCCCUCCCCUCCACUGGACAGCACUGCCCCCCAGCUGAGGGACCAGCUCUACUUCCACCUGGAGUUACACGGUCUCAGGCUGGGGGCCUCAGGAGAGGUCAUGGCCCCUCAGUCUCUUCUCCUUCCCCUGCCUGCAACCCGCCUUCCCCAACACCUCGCUCCAUAUGAUAGAGCGUGGCAGCUGGGAGCAGGCCCCUGCCCCUGGUGGGCCCCUAAAGCAAUAGCACCAUAGGCCCCCUGCCCUCUUAGCACAAGAGGCCCAGGCCCUGGCCUGGCCUUCAUGCCCUUUAUUCAUUGUCAAUAAAUCCGCUCAGACCAUUA